CACCACCACUGUCGCAUGGAGGCGGACGCCGCGGCCGCCGCCGCGCGGGGCAGGGAGGCAGAGAUCGACAAGGCCCUACGCGCCCGCGUUCCCUUCUUCAAAAAUCAGGCCGACUCCUUGACCCUUGAAGGUGUUAGGAGAACGUUGGAGAAGGACAUGGGGUUGGAGAUAAAAUCACUUGAUGCUCAUAAAAAGUUCAUAAGGCAAUGUAUAGACAAGGUGUUUUCUGAAUUUGGUGAUGAGAAUACUAGUAAUGCAUCAGAGAAGGCUGAAGCUAAAGAUGAUAAUUUGUCCAAGGAAGGAUCGGAAGAUGCGCAAUCAGUGUCGAACAAAAUCUCCUCCAGUGCUGAUGAGCCGGGGGCAAGAUCUAGUGAGACAGAGAAAGAUCCGGAGGGAGCAAGAAAUCAAGCUUCUGGUUGUGAUAUAAGCGAAGCUAUGAUCAAGAAAGCUAUCGAUAAAAGGGAUUCUUAUUUUAGAGAGAACUCAGAAACUCUUACUUUAGUAGGAGUUCGCCGAACUUUAGAAGAAGACCUCAAGCUUGAGAAGAAAGCUUUGGAUGCUUACAAGGGUUUUAUUACCAAAGAGUUAGACAGAGUUUUGGUUUUGCAAGAACCUGAAAAUGGGACAAUGGAUGUUGGCAAAAAGGAGGCACAAAAGGAUGCUAGCCAAAACACAAGUAAAGGCUCUAAAAGAGCUCGUCAAGACUCUGAUACCUCUGAACUAAAUGAUAGCCAUAGUGAGAGGGAGGACAGUGAUAGAGCUAAGAGACCAAAAAAGAGAGGGGCUGAGAAGGGCAAAUCUAUAAAACAGCAGAAAAAGGUUACAGUGGAGAAGAAAUUGUCAACUCCCAAGAUUAAAAAGGUUGCAAAACAAGACUUAGAUAAAAGUACUAAAAACAAAGGUGGAAAUUCGACAGAAGAUAAUCCCCAUUCAUCUGCUGAGGAAGAUGACAAGAAAAGACAACAGCCAGCUCCAGUGUAUGGCAAACAAGUAGAACGUCUGAAGUCAAUAAUCAAAUCUUGUGGAAUGAGUAUUCCACCUUCUGUGUAUCGGAGGGCAAAGCAGGCCCCCGAAAGCAAGCGCGAGGCUUAUUUGAUAAAGGAGUUAGAGGAUAUACUUGAAAAGGAAGGAUUGUCUUCACACCCUUCUGAAAAAGAAAUUAAAGCAGUGAAAAAAAGAAAGGAGAGAGCAAAGGAUCUUGAGGGCAUAGACACGAGCAAUAUUAUUACAAGUUCUCGCCGGAGAAGUUCUUUCAUACCCAUGCCAGUGCCUAAAGUUGAAGCUGAUAGUGACGAUGAUGAAGAUGAAGAAGUUGCAGAUGAUGAGGAGAAUGUAGAGGGUGGAGAUAAAGGUGGCGAUGCAGAAUCUGCUGAUGGAUCUGCUGAUGAUGCUGGAGGGGACAGCGAUUGACUCUUGCGGCGUACUGCAAGGUGGAAGCAGUUGUGGCCUUGGCUAGUUGGCUGUGGGCAUGGAGGAAGCGAGUUGCUCGGAAGUUAACUUUCUGACAUCAAUUUAUGUUGUCUGUUUGUGCGAGACAAUAAUAGAGUUAUUAUUUAUUUGCUGAACAUUUUUUUAGAUUAAGACACCAGGGCAGUCGUAGUUCCUUAACCUCAUACUCCCUCGGUCCGGUAAAAAGCUGCGCGGUGGUCAUUUUGCAAACAAGUCCUCACAGAAUUCCUGA
Molecule: messenger RNA, 1681 nt
Organism: Lolium rigidum
Lineage: Eukaryota; Viridiplantae; Streptophyta; Magnoliopsida; Poales; Poaceae
Product: triadin-like
Exons: 9
Coding region: 16-1410 (464 amino acids)
Cellular component (GO): nucleus
Source: RefSeq, a predicted model, not a curated record